CUCUCUCUCUCUCUCUUCCUCUCUUCUCUCUCUCUCUCUCUCUCUGUCUCUCUCUCUCUCUCUCUUCUCUGUCUGUCUCAACCCCCCCUCCUUCUCGCCCUCUCUCUCAUUAAGGAAGUGAGUCUGUCAGUGAGAAGCUGUUGGACGCAGGACGCACAGAUGAGCGACUCGGCAUCAAACGGUGGAAACAGCUCUCAUGUUUCUAAAAAAGCGAAGAUGAGCGGAGAAAGAGCCAAAAGUCACCUGGAUGGAAUCCCUGAGCACACGCUCACUCAGGUGCAGUCGUACCUGGAGCGUUUCAGUCUGUCUCUGGAGCAGCUGCAGGACGUCUCCUCCCGGCUGAAGAAGGAUCUGAUCCGAGGUUUAGGGAAACACACGCACCACAGGGCGGCCGUGAAGAUGCUGCCCACGUUCGUCAGGGCCACGCCGGACGGGACGGAGCGAGGCGACUUCCUGGCGUUGGACCUCGGUGGAACCAACUUCCGUGUGCUUCACGUGCGCGUGCUGGAGGAGCAGCAGUGCGUGAUGAAGAUGGACAGUCAGAUCUGUGCCAUCCCUCAGGACAUGAUGCUGGGAACCGGAGAACAGCUGUUCGACCACAUCGCCGCCUGCCUGGGAGACUUCCUCGACUCCCAGAAGCUGAAGGGACAAACUCUUCCUCUGGGAUUCACCUUCUCCUUCCCCUGUGAGCAGAAAGAAAUCGACAAGAGCAUCUUGAUCCGCUGGACCAAAGGCUUCAACUGCUCCGGCGUGGAGGGACAAGACGUGGUGAAGCUGCUGAAGGACGCCAUCCACAGGAGAGCGGACUACGACAUCGGCUCGGUGGCCAUGGUGAAUGACACGGUGGGCACCAUGAUGAGUUGCGGCUACAGGGACAAGAGCUGUGAGAUCGGCAUGAUCAUCGGGACAGGGACCAACGCCUGCUACAUGGAGGAGAUGAGGAACGUGAAGCGUGCGGAGGGCGAGGACGGACGCAUGUGCAUCAACACGGAGUGGGGGGGCUUCGGAGACGACGGCUCGCUCAAAGACAUCCUGACGGAGUUCGACCUGAAGGUGGACGAGACGUCCAUCAACCCUGGAGUUCACACCUUCGAGAAGAUGAUCAGUGGGAUGUACCUGGGUGAAAUCGUGCGUCUCCUGCUCCUGAAGAUGACGGAGGACAAGCUGCUGUUUGAGGGACGGACGUCGGACGCCCUGCGGACUCCGGGACAAUUCCAGACGAAGUUCAUUUCUGAGAUCGAAGAGGAGGAGGACGGCCUGGAAAACGCUCAGAACAUCCUGACGGAGCUGGGCCUGGAGUGGAGCCCAGUGGACGUCCGCGUGGUGCGCCUGGCCUGCGACGUGGUGUCCACGCGCUCGGCUCAUCUCUGCGCCGCCGCCCUCGCCACCAUCGUCAACCGCAUCCGGGUCAACCGCGGGCUGGACCAUCUGAAGACGACCGUGGGGGUGGACGGGACGGUGUACAGGAAACACCCAAAUUUCAGUGACGAGCUCCAGGCGACUGUUCGCCUCCUCGCCCCCAAGUGCAGCGUCUCCUUCCUGGUGUCAGAGGACGGCAGUGGGAAGGGCGCGGCCAUGGUGACCGCGGUGGCUCAGCGGCUCGCCCUCCAGUCCCGGCUGUUAGAGGACAGCGACGGGGAGGAAGAGGAGGAGGAGGAGGAAGAGGAGCAGGAUGAUGACUAAGAGCAGAUGUGGAACAGAUACAACUGUUAAAAUGUAACAUGAAAAGUUUAGAAUUUAAUAUUGUGUUUUAUUUGGGAGUUAUUUUGUGUUCACUUCAAAUAAAACAUCUAUAAUUUAACGUUUUAUGACAAAAUAAACAACAAAUACAUUAAAAUCUCCAACAGCAACAUUAAAAACAUGAAUCCUGUGAUAACUCUUUAAUUCUCUCUGGUUAUAAAAUCAACAUCCUGGUAUUUUCAUCUGAAUCUCUGUGUUCCUGUUAAACGUUGUUCGAUGACUCAUCCACUCACGGACGUUUCCUGAUUCAGCGUCCAAUCAGAAAGCUUCUGAAAUGUUUAACUUCCUGCCCGUGACUACACAUUCUGCAGAGGAGGUCCUAAACCCAGCCUCCUCCAUGUUAGCAGAUGGGACGAAAAAUGAAAGUAGACGUUAAAUAAAUGUUUCUCAAAGAUG
Molecule: messenger RNA, 2136 nt
Organism: Platichthys flesus (European flounder)
Lineage: Eukaryota; Metazoa; Chordata; Actinopteri; Pleuronectiformes; Pleuronectidae
Product: hexokinase-2-like
Exons: 11
Coding region: 160-1683 (507 amino acids)
Biological process (GO): intracellular glucose homeostasis; glucose 6-phosphate metabolic process; glycolytic process
Cellular component (GO): cytosol; mitochondrion
Molecular function (GO): mannokinase activity; fructokinase activity; D-glucose binding
Source: RefSeq, a predicted model, not a curated record